AUCACGCGGACUCAACAAGAGUGAGAAAGAGGAUUAUGUCGGUUCCGAUCGAUUCGAGGGCUUAUCGCUGAGGAAACGGAGGCGACCACGACCCGUUGGAGCUCCCUCUCUCUCUCGCGCUUUCUCUCCCCAAGAUUAGAUCUGCUUCUUGCUUGAUCGGCACACUCCAUGGCUUUAAAGUCCAGUUCUGGUGAAGGGAGGACAAGGAGAUCAGUGUCCCUCAUCAUCAUUGUUGGCCUCUGUUGCUUCUUCUAUAUAUUGGGAGCAUGGCAGAGAAGUGGAUUUGGAAGGGGCGAUAGUAUCGCACUCCAAGUCACUAAGCAAACUGAAUGCACAAUAGCACCAAAUCUGAAUUUUGAGACCCACCAUGCUGGCUCAGGAAACCUGAAUGAUCUCAAAGAUUCUCAAGUCAAAAAAUUUAAGGCAUGCCACGACCGCUAUACUGACUACACUCCGUGCCAGGAUCAGAAGCGAGCAAUGACCUUUCCUCGAGAUAACAUGAUAUACAGAGAGAGGCAUUGCCCAAGAGAGGAUGAGAAAUUGCAUUGUCUUAUACCAGCACCUAAGGGAUAUGUUGCUCCUUUCCCAUGGCCUAAGAGCCGUGAUUAUGUUCCCUACGCCAACGUACCAUACAAAAGCUUGACAGUUGAGAAGGCUGUUCAGAAUUGGGUUCAGUAUGAGGGCAAUGUGUUCAGAUUUCCUGGUGGAGGAACACAGUUCCCUCAAGGAGCUGAUAAAUAUAUCGAGCAACUCGCAUCUGUUAUUCCAAUUGAAAAUGGUAUUGUCAGGACUGCAUUGGACACAGGAUGUGGGGUUGCUAGUUGGGGUGCUUAUCUACUGAAAAAGAAUGUGUUAGCUAUGUCUUUUGCUCCUAGGGACUCUCACGAGGCACAGGUACAGUUUGCCCUAGAACGAGGUGUCCCUGCAGUCAUUGGAGUUCUUGGAUCAAUUAAGCUUCCAUACCCAUCCAGAGCCUUUGAUAUGGCUCACUGUUCACGGUGCUUAAUUCCAUGGGGCGAAAAUGAUGGAAUUUACUUAAAGGAAGUUGAUCGGGUUUUGAGGCCUGGUGGUUAUUGGGUGCUUUCAGGCCCCCCAAUCAACUGGAAAGCUAACUAUCAGGCAUGGCAACGUAAGAAGGAAGAUCUUGAGGAGGAACAAAGGAAGAUUGAGGAAAUCGCAAGGCUUCUUUGCUGGGAGAAGGUCAGUGAGAAGUCUGAAAUCGCUAUUUGGAGGAAAAGAAUUAAUGCUGAAUCAUGCCCAGGGAGGAAAGAUGAUAGCAGUAUGAAUAUAUGCAAAGAAGUGAAUUCAAAUGAUGUAUGGUACAAGAAUAUGGAGCCCUGCAUAACACCAUAUCCUAAGGUUAGUAGUGUUGAAAAAGUUGCAGGAGGAGAACUAAAGCCAUUCCCUGAGAGGUUAAAUGCUAUUCCACCAAGCAUAGCUAGUGGUUCUGUACCCGGCAUCUCAGUGAAAUCCUUUCAAGAAGAUAUCAAGCAGUGGCAAGGGCAUGUUCAAGCUUAUAAGAAAAUUAACAAGUUACUUGAUACUGGAAGGUACCGAAACAUAAUGGAUAUGAAUGCCAGAUUGGGUAGUUUUGCAGCAACAAUUGAAUCUCCAAAGUUGUGGGUGAUGAAUGUUGUUCCCACAUUAGCUGAACUAUCCACCUUAGGUGUGAUUUACGAACGUGGGUUGAUUGGCAUAUAUCAUGACUGGUGUGAAGCUUUUUCAACUUACCCAAGGACUUACGAUCUCAUACACGCCAAUGGUGUUUUCAGCCUGUACAAGAACAAAUGCCAAGCUGAAGACAUCCUUCUUGAAAUGGAUCGCAUUCUGCGGCCAGAGGGUGCAGUUAUAUUUCGCGAUGAUGUUGAAGUUCUCCUAAAGGUGAAGAAGAUAAUCAGUAGCAUGAGAUGGAAUGCUAAGCUGGUUGAUCACGAGGAUGGACCCCUGCUUCCUGAGAAGAUAUUGGUGGCUGUAAAGCAGUACUGGGUCGGUGGCCGCGAAAGUAAGGAUGAAGAGUCAGCGGAACAACUUGUGGAUCGAGUUGGCAGCGGAAAUGGAUCCUAAACCACUCAGUCGCUGCAAUUGUAGCACGAUCUCCGCUCACUGCUAAGUUUGAGGGAGAAUUCUUUAGCUGGAGCUGUAACUCUGUUUAGAGGACAAUAGAUGUCAUUCCUUUUUCUUUCUUUUUUUUACUUCAUUUUUCUUCUACGGUAGAAGGACAUAAUGUCGAUUUCCUUAAGUUAAAUGCCGUGAUCUCUUUGAUGAA
This is a messenger RNA of Zingiber officinale, 2266 nucleotides long. RefSeq names its product probable methyltransferase PMT2. The coding region runs from base 169 to 2064 and encodes 631 amino acids. Gene Ontology annotation, molecular function: methyltransferase activity. Gene Ontology annotation, cellular component: endosome; trans-Golgi network; cytoplasm. The record is from RefSeq and is a predicted model, not a curated record. NCBI's taxonomy places the organism in Eukaryota, Viridiplantae, Streptophyta, Magnoliopsida, Zingiberales, Zingiberaceae. The transcript has 7 exons.